AUGUCGUAUUUCAUUGUUCCAGCAGUGCUGUACCAGACUCAACAGAAACUAAAACAGUCCAAAGAUGCCAAAAAGAAGAAGUCAGGAUCUUCAUCGUCAUCCUCUUCGUCAAGCUCAGAUAAAAAGCAUAGACAUCAUAGGCAACAUAGAGCUGGUAGUAUUGGAAGUGGGUCUCCAGCCACGACACCAGGCUCUACAUCAUCCUCUACACCAGUCUCUGAAACUGGACCCGGGUUCCUAUCCCACUCGGUUCGCUCUCGUUCAACUGAAAAUUAUGAUGGUCAAUCGCUCCACUCAGGGUUGCAUCUCACACGUAUAAAGGAGACGGCAGACGUAUCGGAAACUCAUUCAAUGAACACAAAUAAUACAUCUGUUACGGAUCUCGAGACGUUACACAACGAUGCUGAAAGUGAUAACUAUUCAUUUAAGUAUCACUCGGACCUGAUCUCUCUGCAUCCGGUGUCACAACCAGAUGGAAAUCUGAAAUUGAUUUCACCACCAUAUGUCAGUGCUGUUGGAGUUCCCAUUUUCAAUGUCAUAACAGAUCUUUCAGUUUUGAACCACGAGGGUUAUGGAUCCUACUUUUAUGCUCCUUCAUAUCAGACCCUCAUAUACGAACAUUAUCUUAGCUUUAUGUCAGAUGUGAGACCUUCCGAUCCUAUUACAUUUGCUGGUAUCCGUUUGCAAAAUAUAUGUAAUGCUAUUGAAAGAUUGGCCCAAAGUAACAGUAACCAACUUAAAGAAGAUCUGGCUUGUGUCAUACCCAACAACAAGAAUGAAAUAGCUAAGAAUUUUGCAGAAGAUCAAUUAGCUGACAACAAUGACGAUGACGAAGAAGGGGAAGACACUAAAAGUAAUCGAAGUUUACCAGAAUCGAAUACAAAUCUGUGUAUGGAUCAAAUAUCUCCUUCUCCAUCAAUUACCAAAGCGCAAAAUAAAACUGUGGAUCUCGGCCGGUCCGGGCCCACAACAUUCUUGGGAAGAGCGACAGCCCAAAUACAAGGUUCAAGAUUACAAGCACCUUCGAUCGACAUGCGAUACCAUCUUCGGGAACAAGACGUUAUUAAGGAAUUUGAUACCAUCCGUGUGGGGAUCGAAGUUCAAGACCCUGAACUUCGUAUGGAGCUUGACAAAUUGACGUUUAAGCUCCUUCAGAUGAAGCAAUUUAUACGAACAUAUAUCUGCAAUUUAUUUUGUGAGAACACUUUUCCAAGUGAAGGAUGUCUUGUGGCCAAUUUUGUCAAUUACAUACGCUAUUUGCUUUACUUGCCUGUUCUCGAAGUAGAGCAAUAUAAGCAAUUGAAUGAAGUGGAACUAGCACAUUAUGCUAAUCGGCGAAUCCUCAGUUCAUUUGUAGGGAAUACGAAGUUGAGAGGUAAGCUGCAAGGUAUACCAUUAACAGAAGACUUCAUAGACUUUUCACCUUCCAACACCAAUACGUCAACAUGCAACUUCGAAAAUAUUCUAGAAUCACCAGAGAACAUGGAAUAUCUACUUCAUGCAGUGAAGAGAUCAGCGAAUGAUUUUGUCAAACUUGAGACUUACCACUUAUCGCUUCUCACUAAAUUUAACAAUAAUUCGUUGACUGAUAUAAGGAUUUUAACUAAAAUGUUUGAUAAGUUUGUGAGAUUCAAGCAAUUGCAACAGCAAUCUUCAAAUAAGGGAGGUGUUCAUACUACCCCAAGUUUUGUUUCGUCCUCGAAUAUUUCCACCACUUCAUCAUCAAGCAUCCCAACCUUAUCUUCACAAGUUCGAGUUCUUAAUUUCAACAAAUUGUUUAGCUCCCAAUAUGGUUGGUAUAUGGCAUUGAGGAUGCCAUUUGCGAAUAUUUAUGAGCACAACACCAAUUUUCAACAUCAGGAAAAGAUUAAUGGGGCAUAUGCAGUGUACAACAUUGAACAAGAACAGACAUCGAAAGUAUCAUUGCAAUCUUUGGAUCUGGGUAGUACUCUUCUUCAAGCUAACUUCUACAAGAAACUUCAAGAGAUUAAUAGUCACAGCCUUUGGCUCAGUUAUCGCUUGAUGACCAAUGAACAAUUUGUUCUGCUCUCGCGAGAGUCACAACGUCAAAAUUCUAACAUACCUGCUAAUUUUCAGUAUUAUUGUGGUACGUUGGCUCAACUAGGAGCAAAUUCGUUUGAUUUGAUUCAUUCUCGUGAUUUACAAUUUCAGGUGACUAGUAACAACAUGAAAACAAUUAUUCGUGAGUUUUACAGAAUUCUUAAACCCGAGGGGGUACUCGAAUGUCCUGUUAUUCAAUACUGUUCUAAGACAGAUAAGCUGCAAUUUUUCAAUAUAUGGGAUUACUUGGGAAUUGAGCUUGAUCUCAACUACAAGAUUAUACCUAACUAUGUGGAAGUGUUAACUAGUGAAUUAGUGGAGGUUUUUGGUUCAGAGUAUGUGAAAAUUGGAGUAGCUCCACUCAAUACAAAGAACGAGAUGAACAUGUAUUUAUUGAAACAUGCGGCAUUACAGGCUUAUGAAGCAAGCGGUCAAUUGAGUGCAUUCUGUGCCAGUCAACGCGAUUUCGAUGAUGUUGAGGGUUCUCAUGUCUUGGUGAGCAUCCAGGCAACGAAAAAGGUUUAA
Molecule: messenger RNA, 2586 nt
Organism: Lizanozyma spartinae
Lineage: Eukaryota; Fungi; Ascomycota; Pichiomycetes; Serinales; Debaryomycetaceae
Exons: 1
Coding region: 1-2586 (861 amino acids)
Molecular function (GO): S-adenosylmethionine-dependent methyltransferase activity
Source: RefSeq, a predicted model, not a curated record